Messenger RNA from Oncorhynchus tshawytscha (Chinook salmon), 550 nucleotides. Its product is annotated as cystatin-B-like. Gene Ontology annotation, molecular function: cysteine-type endopeptidase inhibitor activity. The record is from RefSeq and is a predicted model, not a curated record. NCBI's taxonomy places the organism in Eukaryota, Metazoa, Chordata, Actinopteri, Salmoniformes, Salmonidae. The coding region runs from base 25 to 324 and encodes 99 amino acids. Gene Ontology annotation, cellular component: cytosol. The transcript has 3 exons.
CUAACUUUCCAACCUCAACUAUUCAUGAUGAUGUGUGGCGCUGUUUCCCAGGUGAGCGAUGCCACGCCCAAAGUGCAGCAAAUAUGCGAUAAGAUGAAGCCACAUGCAGUUAAGAAAGCUGGAAAGAAGUUUGAUGUUUUCACCACCAAAACAUACACAACCCAAGUUGUUGCUGGGACCAACUUCUUCAUUAAAGUCCAUGUUGGUGGAGAUGAAUUCAUGCACCUGCGCAUCCACAAAACACUACCCCACGCUGGCGGGAAACUGGAGCUGCAUAGAGUACAGACUCCAAAAACUCACAAUGACCCUAUUGGUUUCUUCUGAAUACCUGUAACUCCCUGCAGAUGAUGCCACCCCCAUAAUCCAGCCAAUAGCCUCCAUGCCUGCUCUGGAUCAUGUGUACCCUUGUUUUUAUGCUCACCUGUAUUGUACUAUACUGUAUUGUAUACUUACAUUGGUAAAUGUCUGUCUUUACUAAAGGCCAUUGAAGCCUUUUGACUAAAUGUAUUUGGACUACAAUGUAAAUAAACAUUUGGCAGCUGACUUUUCU